AAGCAAAAGCAAGAGAAGGGGAAACGUGAGAAAUUCUGGGAACUUAGUGUGGGAGUGUGUUCCAGAGUCCUGACUGAAGAUGCUGGGUUGUGGGUGUAUUCUCCUCUCCUGUCUCCUGACUGUGACCCUUCUGCACCGUGGUACAGACAGCCUGCGCAUCGCCCCGGAUCCCCCAGAGUAUCUGGACUCAGCCGCGAUGGAAGAGUCUGGAGCACGGGCCCGGUCUGGUGAGGAGAAGUCAGGCAGCAACCUGGCAGCCAAACUGCUCCUCCUGGACCAGCUGGCCCGCCUGGAGAACGACGUUAUUGAGACAAAGAAGAAGAGGAGCUUCAACGGUGGGAGCAUCCCUCUGGACCGCCUGUCGAUCAGUAACAUGGACCUGAAGGGGAAACAGAGGAAAGUGGAGGUGCCGCGGAGGCGGGUGAGCGUUCCCAUCGAUCGGAUCGGGGCGGGCCGGCUUCCCAGCGCAAGGGGCUAGGCCCCAUUCCGUCUCUGCCUGUAGGCCCCCCGCCGGCAGCAGAAACACGAGGAACAACCCCAAGUCCCUUCUGCUGAGCACCACUGACAGGGAGAGGGCAAGGGCAAGUCUGACACAGUGUAUAUACCACUGCUACACACCACCCAACUUGUGCCUCAGCUCAUUUCUCCAGCCAUACGUUUCUCGUCCUCACGCCCCUAACGUCUGUCUGCUCUCCCGUGUGCGACCCCUCACUGUUUCUCACCCUCAUGCUUACACACACGCUGUCUACCCGUUCUCAUUUUUUAAACCUUAUCUGACACUCGUUUUGCACACACUGUUCACAGUGACUGAAGGCUGUCUGUUUGUGGCCUUGACAAUAAAAUUGAAGAUACAGUU
This is a messenger RNA of Conger conger (European conger), 856 nucleotides long. RefSeq names its product osteocrin (gene ostn). The record is from RefSeq and is a predicted model, not a curated record. Gene Ontology annotation, molecular function: signaling receptor binding. Bases 80 to 478 code for a protein of 132 amino acids. The transcript is spliced from 5 exons. Lineage: Eukaryota; Metazoa; Chordata; Actinopteri; Anguilliformes; Congridae. Gene Ontology annotation, biological process: hormone-mediated signaling pathway.